Messenger RNA from Phragmites australis (common reed), 2246 nucleotides. RefSeq lists its product as uncharacterized. The coding region runs from base 1155 to 2228 and encodes 357 amino acids. Lineage: Eukaryota; Viridiplantae; Streptophyta; Magnoliopsida; Poales; Poaceae. The transcript is spliced from 8 exons. The record is from RefSeq and is a predicted model, not a curated record.
AGCACGGUGGAUUCGUUGGAGUAGCCGUAAGCUUCCACCGCAAUCAAGCUCAAUACAUCUGAAACUUUCAUCCCCUUGCAGGCUUCGGGAUGGGCUCCGUGCGCCGCUCCCGUAGGUUGAGCCGGGCUUCGGGAGAGGACUCUGGUGGUAGUUGUUGGACAGAUCGAGGAAGUGGAGGCCGGCAUCUAAGUUCAAGAGAAGCAAGGCAAGAGUCUCCAAUUCCUUUCCCUUCGCCAGAGGUACCGGUAGUAUUGUAUAGUUGCAUGAGCCCUAGGACUGUGCAUGAGGAGUUGCAAGGUUUAGAUGGGGAAAAAAUUGGAUUGCUACGCGAGGUAGGUCUAGGUGGAUUGAUGAGUUUGCCGAGCAUUAAGGUUGUAAAUCGUGGUUUCUCACUGUGGUUGUUGUGUAGAUUAAGGCCAGAGGACAUGAAACUGCAGCUAGGUGACAACAGUUUCGCAGCUAUCAGGGAGGAAGACAUCAAUAGGGUCCUAGGAAUUGUCAGUGGAAGAGAGUUGGUUAGCAAUGUGCAUUCAGGUUUAGUUGAGCAUAAGGUGAAGCAGUUGUUGGGAGUUCAUGUACUGAACAUUAGCAGUGUCAGAGGUGUUCUUGAGAACCUAAGAAAUAAGAGUGGUCUCAAUUCGGAGGAGAAGAAUGCAUUCCGGGUGGCGGCUGUUUUGGUUUCAUUCGGUUAUAUGUUGUGGGCAAACAACCAUGGUGGAGCUACGAUCUGCAAAGAACUACUCGCUGCUUGCUCAGUUCCAGAGAAGUUGCGCAUGACCAAUUGGGAAAAAUUCAUACUACAGACACUGAGCAGCUCAGCAACAAAAAUCCAAGAUGAUCUGAGAGCAGGUGCUGGUAGUGUGCUCCUAGGAGGUUGCUUGAUUUUCCUAUAGAUCUUGUACUUGGACUGCUUGGAAUUUGGAGUAUCUUCCGUGCCUGCAAAUACCCUCCCACGCAUAGCAGGCUACACAGCGGAGAAGCUUCGAGAGUUGAUAAGGAUGGAUAAGUUGAAUCAGGGUGCUGGAGCAGCUGCAACUUUUGGUCAAAUAAAGAGAAGAAGGAAUGGGGUGACAUGAAGUCAGGGUAAGGAGAAGAAUGUAUCAGAUGCAUGUAGAGGGGCAGGUGAAGGGGGCGGGCCAGCGGAUUCAGCGAAGAUGAUGAACAUGGCCGAUAGAGCUGAAGUAAUGGCAUUGCUAGAGCAAAGAGACAAUUCGCUGUUGAGAAAUUUGGCAACCCAACUGGACAUGAGACGUCAUGAGUUAGUUAAAGAAAUAUUUGGGCAGACUUGCGGUAUAGGUGCAAACAAGGUAGGGACUGAGCAAAAUGUUUCAUCGUCAGUGGCACCAACUAGGUGUGCUGCUAAAGUUGACAUUGGUAUAUCAAGAGACAAUGAUGCAGCAGGUGUGGGAGACCCUGGUAGGGUUGGAAGGGGAAAUCGAAGGAAUGAACAAGGGAUGCGGUACAAGGUAUGCGCGGUGCGCCGUAAGCGAGAUGGGACUGAAGCACGUGCAACUUUCGGAGGCACUCAUGAAUGUACUGGUGCCGAAGGUGAGGUCCAACUGAAGAAGAAGACGAAGGUUCUGAUUGGUUAUGACGAACAAAUCAAGAGAGCAGGAGAUAACUUGGGUACGACAGAGGUGCCACUGCCACGAAGCAUAAGGAACAACAGUUUUAUAGUAUCGUGGAUGAUAAAGUCGACAGGAUUUUUCAAUAAUACAGGUGGCAGUGCAAUGAAUGUACAUGUUGGGUAUGGGUAUGCAGGUACCUCUGGGAUGGACCAUAAUAAGAAAGCAUUGUUAAAAAGGACUAGAGUACGAAAGGAAUGUAACAUUAAGAGACAGCGCAAGAAGUGUGGGGUUGCGGAGGAACCACCUUUCCCAUUUGGACGUAAUAGAAUUGAGGUUAUACCAGAAGCGGCACAUGAAGUAUAUGAAUGGGUCAUAAACUGUACAUCAACUGAAUUGAAGCGAGAGUGGAUAGCUCACACGCGCUCUAGUAUGGAGACACGAAUAAAGGGGGAGCGGCUAAAAGCUGAGCUGAGCAUUGAUGGCCGCAUCGGAAAUGACGUGUGCUCGCUGAUUUUCCGUAUUCUGGAGAGGGAAGACCAUGAAUUGUAUAAGUACCGGGGGCUGAAAAGAAGUCGUCACUUCAUUCCACCAGAAUGGGGGGUAAUUGCUAGUUUCAUUCGAACAGAAUUGUAUAAGUACCGUAGGCUGAGUUGUAACUGACGUCUUUGAUUUGUGUGU